CCGGCUUAUCAUUUUGUGGUGCAUUGAUACUACUAAAGCAUCGUUUGAGUUUCUUCUCGUUCUCCGUACCAUCAUCAUCAUCAUCAUUAAAAGAUACACACGCCCCGACCACGAGGAACGCGCGCGUCAUGUGUGCCAAACCAUCUGGCCUGUCCAGCAGCCCUUCGUAGCCUCCCUCCCCGUGUUCGGGUAGUGUGUUCGGAACUUUCAUACUGCCCAGCCUGAUUGCAGCAGACAGUUCUUAUCAAAUCCGUCCUCAGACGGAACAGAGUGAAAGUGGUCCUCGGACAGUGUGCAGCAGAGCAGCAGCAGCAGCAGCAGCAGCAGCAUCAUCAUGACGGUCGCAGCAUCAGAACCGAAGACGGGCGGUGGCGGCGGUCUGAAGCGCGAGAUGGGCCUCAUGUCGGCGAUUAACGUGAUCAUCAGUGUGAUGAUCGGUUCCGGCAUUUUCGUGUCACCGACCGCGGCCCUGCGCUACUCCGGCAGCGUCGGCUUCUGUCUGGUCGUGUGGACCGUCUGCGGUGGCAUCUCACUGCUCGGGGCGUUGUGCUUCGCAGAGCUCGGUACGGUCGUGCCACGGUCCGGCGCCGAGUAUGCCUAUCUAAUCGAGGCAUUCAAAAAGUCGCACUCCUUCUGGGGCCCGCUGCCGUCCUUCAUAUGUGCGUGGGUGUACGUGAUGAUCCUGCGGCCGGCCGAGAUUGCCGUCAUCAUACUGACGUUCGCCGAGUACUCGAUACUGCCCUUCCGGCAUCUGCUCGGGCUGGAGUACAUGGCGGCGGACGAUCUGCAUCUGCUUAUCAAGCUGAUAGGCAUCUUGGGGUUAGGCAUUAUCACGUACAUCAAUCUCAGCAGCGUGAAGCUGUACGUCACCAUCAACAACGUGUUCGGGUUCUGCAAAGUGUUCGCCUGUCUGGUGGUCAUCUUUGGCGGCGUGUACCAGCUGGCGAUUGGCAAUACGGAAAAUUUGGCCGGCGGGUUCGAGGGCACCAACACCAGCCCGGGCCACAUCGCGCUCGCCUUCUACAAUGGGCUGUGGGCGUACGACGGCUGGUCAAGCGUGACGACCAUCACGGAGGAGAUCAAGAAGCCGGAGGUGAACAUUCCCCGCUCGAUCAUGAUCGCCGUACCGAUCAUCACCGGACUGUACGUGUUCAUGAACCUGGCCUACAUGACAGUCCUCUCGAUGGGUGAGAUGAUCGCCUCGGAAGCGGUCGGUAUCGAUUUCGGCGACCGUGCGCUCGGUUCGUUUUCGUUUCUGAUUCCGCUCGGCGUUGCGCUGGCCACGUUUGGUUGUGCCCUCAGCAUUCAGUUUGGCGUGACGCGUCUCUGCUACGUUGCCAGCCAGGAGGGACAGAUGCUGGAACCGCUCUCAUACAUUCACGUACGCCGUGCUACACCAGCUCCGGCUGUCGCAAUGCAGGGUAUACUGGCGCUCGCGUUCAUACUGGUCGGCAACAUUGAGACGCUGAUCGAGUUCGCGUCGUUUCUGAUCUGGUUCUUUUACGGGGCAGCCGUCGUUGCGCUGCUGGCCCUGCGCCGCACCCAGCCGGACGUGCACCGGCCGUAUAAGGUGCCGCUGAUCGUGCCGUACAUUACGCUGGCGGUGUCGAUCUUCCUCUCGAUCGUGCCGGUGAUUAGUGAUCCGUCACCGAAGUAUCUGUUUGCGGUGGCGUUCAUCUUGAGCGGCGUGCUGGUUUACACACCGUUCGUGUACUACAAAGUGCGACCCAGAUGGAUCAACAAACUCACCUUUCUCAUUCAAGUACUCUUCGAAGUUGUUCCAUCGUCUAGCAAGUUAGACUAGCAACAAUGAUUUAGCAGUUUGUGGUUAAAAAUAAAAUGGUUACUAUUUUCUAA
Messenger RNA from Anopheles merus, 1857 nucleotides. Its product is annotated as b(0,+)-type amino acid transporter 1-like. Gene Ontology annotation, cellular component: membrane. Gene Ontology annotation, biological process: amino acid transmembrane transport. The record is from RefSeq and is a predicted model, not a curated record. The transcript has 5 exons. Gene Ontology annotation, molecular function: L-amino acid transmembrane transporter activity. NCBI's taxonomy places the organism in Eukaryota, Metazoa, Arthropoda, Insecta, Diptera, Culicidae. The coding region runs from base 335 to 1804 and encodes 489 amino acids.